Saccharomyces kudriavzevii IFO 1802 is the source of this 1071-nucleotide messenger RNA. It is a transcript of the gene ERF2, whose product is annotated as palmitoyltransferase ERF2. Lineage: Eukaryota; Fungi; Ascomycota; Saccharomycetes; Saccharomycetales; Saccharomycetaceae. The record is from RefSeq and is a predicted model, not a curated record. The transcript has a single exon. Gene Ontology annotation, molecular function: protein-cysteine S-palmitoyltransferase activity. Bases 1 to 1071 code for a protein of 356 amino acids. Gene Ontology annotation, biological process: peptidyl-L-cysteine S-palmitoylation; protein targeting to membrane. Gene Ontology annotation, cellular component: Golgi apparatus; endoplasmic reticulum.
AUGGCCUUGGUUUCCAGAAGAUCGACUAGAUCGGAAAGCACCUCAAUCACAAAGGAGGAGCAUGCGGGUGGAACAUCCUGGACGAAGUUGUUCUUUCGAUGGCUCGUUACCUUAGAAGGUGAUCAGGAUAUAAACAAUGGAAAAGGUUACAUGUCGAUACCCAACGUUUCGAAUUAUAUAUUCUUCUUUGGUGGUAGGUUAAGAACAGUGAAGGGUGCCAAACCAUUGUGGUUGGGAGUUCUCUUCAUUAUUGUAUGUCCCAUGGUUCUCUUUUCCGUCUUUGAGACACAUAAAUUGUGGCAUACCCAAAAAGGUUAUAAAGUGCUGGUCAUUUUCUUUUAUUAUUUUUGGGCAAUAAUGCUGAUAUCUUUCAUCAGGACUGCCACUAGUGAUCCCGGCGUACUCCCGAGGAAUAUUCAUUUGGGCCAGUUGCAGAAUAAUUAUCAGACCCCGCAAGAAUACUACAAUUUGAUAACACUACCAACGCAUUCGUCCGUCUUAGAAGAUAUCACUAUCAAGUACUGUCAAUCGUGCAGGAUAUGGAGACCACCGAGGACUUCCCAUUGUUCGACGUGCAACGUUUGCGUGAUGGUUCACGAUCAUCAUUGCGUAUGGGUCAAUAACUGCGUAGGAAAAAGGAACUACCGGUUUUUCCUAAUAUUCCUAUUGAGUGCCAUAUUCUCGUCAGUUUUCUUGCUUACUAAUUGCGCUAUCCAUAUUGCAAGGGAGUCCGAUGGGCCUCGCAAUUAUCCCGUGGCAUUAUUGCUACUCAUAUAUGCGGGACUAACCAUAUGGUACCCAGCAAUACUAUUUACAUAUCAUAUAUUUAUGGCAGGUACUCAGCAAACUACAAGAGAAUUUUUAAAAGGUAUCGGAUCAAAGAAAAAUCCUGUAUUCCAUCGCGUGGUAAAAGAGCAAAACAUCUAUGAUAGGGGCUCCUUCUUGAAAAAUUUAGGCCACCUAAUGUUAGAGCCAAGAGGCCCAAGUUUUGUCAGUGCGAGGAAACUGCAUGAAAAUGGAGAUUGGAGAUUUAUGAAUUUAUCACCAGCACACAGUUUUGAGAAAAUUUAG